GCACCCCGGCAGCAGCUCCGGCAUCCCGCGCUCCGGCAUCCCGUGCUCCGGCAUCCACGCAGCUCGGUGCUCCGACAUCCCUGAAGCUCCGGACUCCGCUGUCCCAGGAACUGAGCUCCCUGGAACUCCGCUCCGCUGAGCCCGGCUCCUCCAUCACUCGGUACUCCGGCAUCCCGGGAACUCUGUACUCCACCAACCCGGGAACUCCGCUGCUCUGACCGCUGGUCCCAGCUCCUCGGGAAUUCGGAGCCGCGCUCCGCUCAUCGCGGCUCUUCCACCGCCCGGCGUCCCAGCUCCCGGGGCACUGCCCGGCAGCCCCUCUCCGCUGUGCCCGGCCGCUCCGUAUCCAGGCACGCCGGCUCGCCAGCAGCUCCCAUCCACAGCAUCCCGGUGAUUAUUCCCCAGCACCCACCAUCGCUGGGCUCCCUGGCGCUCCAGCUCGCCCUUAGCCCCGCUCCUCGGGGUCUCCUGGCCCUGCGCAUCCCCGCCUUGCCCCGGUGCCCCCGGCUGUCCCGGCCGCAGAGCCGCGCUGCCCCCCGGCCCCGCGGCCCCCCGAGGACGCGGCCAUGGCGUUCAUGGUGAAGAGCAUGGUGGGGGGGCAGCUGAAGAACCUCACGGGCGGCCUGGGCGGCGAGGAGAAGAGCGAGGGCGAGAAGUCUCCGGCCGAGGCGCAGGGCAUGACCCGCGAGGAGUACGAGGAAUAUCAGCGGCAGCUGGUGGAGGAGAAGAUGGAGAGAGAUGCCCAGUUUGCCCAGCGCAAGGCGGAGAGAGCCACGGUCAGGUCCCACUUCCGAGACAAGUACAGGCUCCCCAAGAACGAGACGGAUGACAACCAGAUCCAGCUGGUGGGAGGUGACGUGGAGCUGCCCAAGGAGCUGGCCAAGAUGAUUGAGCAGGACAACGAGGAGGAGGAGGAGAAGAACUCGGUUAUCGGCCAGCUCAGCAACAUCCAGAACCUGGACCUUGAUUCCUUGAAGGACAAAGCUUCGGCCACGCUAGAGGACCUGAAGCAAUCGGCCGAGAAAUGCUCCGUGAUGUGAUGGGGCUGAGCGGGGAGGGGACGCAGCGCAGGGUCCGGCGGGGGCUGCCGCCUGCAGCGGGGCCCGCAGCCACGUUGUCACCCUGGCCGUGUGUCACUCGGGUCCUCCUGAGCCGCGGGACCCCUCGAGCCCCUGACCCAGACGUCCCUGAUGUGUGGUUCUCGUUUCGUUCUCCGGGCUGAGGUUAGAGCCAAGAGCCAGCAUGUCCCCCUCGUACCCCUCCCGUGCCCGGGCAGGGGGUGUCCACCGCCCAGGAGAGCCCAGGAGGCUGCAGGGAAGGAGAGCGACCUUGGGGUGUCAUUGACCUUGGGGUGUCAUUGACCUUGGGGUGGCGGCCACACGCUCUGCCUCCACUCGGCUUCCUAGAAAUGACCGGGAGGCUCCGGUUUGCCUCGCAAGGACGAGGCAGGGUGUGGAACACCCCCCUCCCUGCGUCCCGUUCCCAUCACCCGAGACACGACAUCCCAUCCCCGUAAGGAACACCAGCCCCUGUGCCCUUGAGGGCCCCUCUGAAGGAGCCGGCCGGGAAGGACCUGCCAUACGAUCCCGCUCGUCCCCGUGCGAAGGGGGGUGCUGAAGCCCCAAGUGACACCAGAGAGGAACAAACGCCCUCCCCGGUGCUGAGCUGAGCCCUUCCCCGGAGCAGUGGUGUCCCCCUCCUGGGAUGGGAUCCUGUCUUUGUUCCUUCCAGGAGAAGAACAAAGCGACGAGGGAAUAUCUCCCCGUCCUCCCGCUCGUCGUGCUGUAGUUGUGCUGUGCUCGGUUGAGUGUCCCUCACCUCCUGUGCUGUCCCCGUGCCAUGGUACUGUUAUAACCGGUGGAAUAAAUACCAGGAGAUGUCUAUGCA
This is a messenger RNA of Hirundo rustica (Barn swallow), 1887 nucleotides long. RefSeq names its product complexin 3 (gene CPLX3). The coding region runs from base 567 to 1040 and encodes 157 amino acids. The transcript has 4 exons. Gene Ontology annotation, cellular component: SNARE complex; terminal bouton. Lineage: Eukaryota; Metazoa; Chordata; Aves; Passeriformes; Hirundinidae. The record is from RefSeq and is a predicted model, not a curated record. Gene Ontology annotation, biological process: regulation of neurotransmitter secretion; synaptic vesicle exocytosis; neurotransmitter transport. Gene Ontology annotation, molecular function: syntaxin binding.